Pleuronectes platessa (European plaice) is the source of this 1668-nucleotide messenger RNA. RefSeq names its product activin receptor type-2B. The record is from RefSeq and is a predicted model, not a curated record. Bases 124 to 1668 code for a protein of 514 amino acids. The transcript is spliced from 11 exons. Gene Ontology annotation, cellular component: plasma membrane; activin receptor complex. NCBI's taxonomy places the organism in Eukaryota, Metazoa, Chordata, Actinopteri, Pleuronectiformes, Pleuronectidae. Gene Ontology annotation, biological process: activin receptor signaling pathway; cellular response to growth factor stimulus; protein phosphorylation. Gene Ontology annotation, molecular function: activin receptor activity; activin binding; ATP binding.
GAAGAAGAAGGCCCCGUGGUCGCGUUGGGUUCGAUCCCGGACCGAUGUUGCGGGCCGGCGGAGUUUGAAUGUUGGCCACGGACACGCGGGGGAACGCGCUGUUUGCUGUACUCGAGACGGAACAUGUCUUUUUCAUGGCUGACUUGUUCACUUCUUCUGGGAACUUUGUGCGCAGGUUACAGUCUGGGCGAAGCCGAGACCCGGGAGUGUGUGUACUACAAUGACAGCUGGCGCACGGAGAGGACCAACCAGAGCGGCUUCGAGCGCUGCGAGGGCGACAAGGACAAGCGGCUGCACUGUUACGCCUCCUGGCUCAACUCCUCAGGGACCAUCAAGUUGGUGAAGAAAGGCUGCUGGCUGGACGACUUCAACUGCUAUGACAGGCAAGAGUGUGUUUCCUUGGACGAAAACCCUCAGGUGUUCUUCUGCUGCUGCGAGGGCAACUACUGCAACGAGCGGUUCACCCACCUUCCUGACAUGAUUGGCAGUGGCAACCGAGUGAAAAUCCGGCCUCCACCUCGGGUGCCGUCCCUGCUCAACGUGCUGGUGUACUCCCUGCUGCCUCUGUGCGUGCUGUCCCUGGCCCUCGUCCUGGCCUUGUGGAUGUACCGCCACCGCAAACCUCCCUACGGCCACGUGGACCUUAGCGAGGAUCCAGGACUCUCUCCUCCAUCACCAAGUGUGGGUCUCAAACCUCUGCAGCUGCUGGAAAUCAAAGCCAGGGGGCGCUUUGGUUGUGUGUGGAAGGCCCAACUGAUGAGCGAGUAUGUUGCUGUAAAGGUCUUCCCUAUUCAGGACAAGCAGUCGUGGCACAACGAGCGGGACAUUUUCUUGACUCCGGGGAUGCGACACGAAAACCUCCUGCGUUUCAUCGCCUCCGAAAAACAUGGAAGCAACCUGGAGACGGAGCUGUGGCUUAUCACAGAGUUCCAUGAGAGGGGCUCACUGACGGACCACCUGAAGGGUAACAUGGUGUCCUGGGGUGAUCUGUGUCACAUAGCAGAGAGCAUGUCCCGCGGCUUGGCCUACCUCCAUGAGGACAUUCCCAGCUACAAGGGCGAGGGGCCAAAACCCACUAUCGCUCACAGGGACUUCAAGAGCAAGAAUGUGAUGCUUGCCGAUGAUUUAACUGCGAUCAUCGGAGAUUUCGGGCUCGCUGUGCGAUUUGAACCAGGGAAACCUCCAGGGGACACUCAUGGCCAGGUGGGCACGAGGCGGUACAUGGCCCCAGAGGUGCUGGAGGGAGCCAUCAACUUCCAGAGAGACUCCUUCUUGAGGAUAGACAUGUACGCCAUGGGCCUGGUGCUGUGGGAGCUGGUGGCCCGCUGCACGGUAUCUGAUGGUACAAUUGGCGAGUACAUGCUGCCGUUCGAGGAGGAAAUUGGGCAGCAUCCCACCCUGGACGAUCUGCAGGAUGUGGUCGUGCACAAGAAGAUGCGUCCAGCCAUCAAGGAGUGCUGGCUCAAACAUCCUGGUUUGAGCCAGAUGUGCGAGACCAUCGAGGAAUGCUGGGACCACGACGCAGAGGCGCGACUAUCGGCCGGCUGCGUCGAGGAGCGCAUCGGCCAAAUCUCCAGGAUGAUCAGCAGCUCUACCUCAGACAGCCCCGCCUGCAUCGUGACGUCUCUCACCAACGAGGACCUACCUCCCAAAGAGUCCAGCACCUGA